Oncorhynchus kisutch (coho salmon) is the source of this 6698-nucleotide messenger RNA. RefSeq names its product NACHT and WD repeat domain-containing protein 2-like. Gene Ontology annotation, molecular function: protein binding. Bases 389 to 5053 code for a protein of 1554 amino acids. The record is from RefSeq and is a predicted model, not a curated record. NCBI's taxonomy places the organism in Eukaryota, Metazoa, Chordata, Actinopteri, Salmoniformes, Salmonidae. The transcript is spliced from 4 exons.
UGGAUGCCUUCACGGAAUAAGCACUUCACGGCAAACGGCUGUGCAGAAAGUCAUAAUCAUACACUCAAUCUCUGAGUAUAUUUGAGACUAACUAUGAACCUUGAAACCAAUGAUAAUAGAAAGUCAAGUGGUGAUGAUGAUGACCGUUCUACCUCUCUCCAUCUUUCUUUCCUCCUACCCUCAUUCCUUGUUCUUUCCUUGCUCAUAGGGGCUGGUGGGGGAGAAGUAUGGCAGUAUCCGCGUUCCAGGGGAAGUGGAAGCUCCAGAGUUUGAGAGGAUCCUGGAUGCGGCGGUGGAGGCGGGGCUAGACACACACAUCCUGGAGGAGUGGUACUGCCGAGACGAGAAUGCCGUGCCACCAGCCUACUACCUCAAACCCAAAGCCCAGAUGUUGAAGAACUACCAGAACUCAAUGGAGUCGAGUAAUGCAGCCAAGAUGAAGAACGACAAGGCGUGGAGGAACGUGUCUGAGGAGAUCAAGAGGAUCUUCCGUAGGUCUGUCCUCCAGCUCCAGGAGAAGGGUACCAUGAAGCCCCCCCAAGCCAAGAAAUUCCUCUGCUCUGCCUUGGAGGAUGAACUGGACUUCGCCUUGGGUAAACAAACGCCAGCCUUCCUCAAGAAGUGUGUCUGCUACAUCCGCAAGAUCUCCAACUUCGACCGACAUGCCAAGCUCCCGGAGAUGGCCAAGUACAUGGACAUCGUCGUCGCUGAGGACCGCGUCAUGCGUAACCAGGAAGCCUACGAACGUCUCUUAAAAGUGCGGGAUGAGUUUAUCCCAACAGUGGUGGCCUCGUCAAACCUCCGCGUCUACUCCUCUGUGACGCACUGCGACAUGAAGCUAGGCUACUCCCAAGAGGUGGAGAGCCACUACGUUGAAGGCUUGUGUAAACAGUUCUAUGAGGAUAUGGUGGACAUCAUCCAGGCCACGGUCCAGCAGAACUUUGACACAGAGACGGACCCCCUGUACGAUGAGAUCCUCCAGCACCUGUCCCUGUGUAAGAACUUCUCUUCGUUCUACGAUUAUAAGAGCGAGACACUGGACCUGGUGCAGGAGUAUCUGCUACCGUCUAAGGAGAGUAGGAUGAGCCCUCUGGUUGUUUACGGCGGGCCAUGCACGGGGAAGACACUGCUGCUAGCAGAGGUGGCCAAACAGGCCUACACGUGGCUCCAGACGGAGAUGGGUCCUGAGACAGACCCGGUUGUCAUUGUUCGCUUUGUGGGCUCCUCCGAGUUCGCGACAAACCUGCGCACCCUCCUCCAGAGCAUCUGCGAGCAGAUAGCCAUCAACUACCGUUGCCUGAUCCACUUCUUGCCCAACAAGAUCCAGGAGAUGAGGGAGCUGCUGGUCAACCUGCUGGGGGAGCCCUCUUUCCAUCGGCCCCUGGUCAUCAUCUUGGAUGCCCUGGAGCAGCUCUCGGAAGCCGACGAGGCCCGCAAGCUGUGGUGGCUCCCCGCCCACCUGCCUCGCACUGUCCGCAUCGUGGUCUCCACUUUACCCAAAAAACACGGAAUCCUCCAGAAGCUCCGCUGUUUGAUUCAUGAUGAAGGGCGCUACGUAGAGCUGGUGCAGCGGGACCGUAAGGCCUGUAGUCAGAUACUGAAGCAGCAGCUGCUGGGGUUGAAGAGAAAGGUGACUUCGGGACAGCAGAUCUACGUCAAUGAAGCGCUGGCCAAGUGUACGCUUCCCAUGUUUGUCAACCUCAUUUACCAGGAGGUGGUGCAUUGGCGCUCGCACAAGGAUGUGGAUGACAAGUCACUGUGCUCCACCGUGCACGAGAGCAUCGAGCAGCUCUUCUACUCUGUGGAGAACAGACUGGGUCAGCGGUUCGUAUUCAGGUCACUGGGAUACAUCACCAUGGCCAAUGUGGGGUUAACGGAGGUAGAGCUGGAAGAUAUUCUGUCAUUGGAUAACAGUGUGUUGGGAGAUAUCAUGGUGAGUUCAAAUCUAAAAAACCCACUGAGGAUCUCUUAUGACCUGGUGGCAAGGCUGAAAGAGGAACUGGAGGGGUACCUUCUGGAAAGGCAGGUGCAUAAUGUUACCCUGAUGAUGUGGGCCAACAGACACCUGCAACUCAUCGCCCAGAAGUUGUAUCUUAGCAACGAGGAGGAUGUGCACCAGAUGCACAGCCUCCUAGCCGAAUACUUCCUGGGGGCAUGGUCGGGAGGCAGGAAAAAGAUCUUCCACUGUGACAACAACCACUUUGCCUCGCUUAACAUCUCCCAACACAAGAAUCCACACUCCCAGCAGCCGUCCCACAAAGAAGCAUCCGCCGAGAAGUACUCCUAUGACAGGCAGACCCCUGAGCAGCCCUGGGUGUUCCAGUGCAAUCUUCUGGAGCCUGAUAUCUUCUUUGUCAACCACAGGAAGAUGACGGAGCUCCUCUACCAUCUAACUAGGAGCGGCCGCAUGGACGACCUCAUGUACGGGGUUAUCAUGAACUUCAGCUGGCUCUACACCAUGAUCAAGAUAGGGCAGUUUGAGAAGGCACUGACCGACAUAGAUGUAGCCUACAACUACUCCCAGGAGAAAGAACUCAAGUUUUUGGCCACCACGCUGCGCAGCAUCAAGAUCAAAGUCAUGAAGAACCCGGCAUCCCUGUCCGCAGAGCUGCAGCAGAGGCUCCUCCCUGUGGUCACCUCUUUACCCAAGCUCCAACACCUCCUCCUGGAAUGCGACAAGGACGGCCCCAAAUACUGCUCCAUUGUGCCCCUCCACUCCUCCAUGGAUGUCACCUACAGCCCUGAAAGGCUGCCGCUGUGCUCCAGCUACAUGCAGAUCGUGGAGAUCCUGCCCACCCUAGCCCCCAACAUCGUACUUGUGGCCCUGGAGGAUGGGUCUGUGAGCACAUGGGAUGUGGAGAGCAGGCAGCUACUCCGGCAGAUAGACACAGCCCAUUCGGUUGUCCUGGGAAUCAGACUAACCAGCGACGAGAAGUACCUGGUUGUGGCAACCACCAAGAACACGCUACUCAUAUAUGACAACCAUAAGUCUUGCUUGCUGUCCGAAGUGGACAUCAAGAACUCCAAGCACUGUGGUAUCACAGGAGGGGUGGCCUUCAUCAAUGGGUUCACCCUGUCCAGCCAUCAUGCCUUGGCCUGGCUAGAGGCCAGUAAAGAUGUCAAUGUCAUCGAUCUGCUCUACGGCUGGCCCCUCUACCUGUUCCACUGCUGGUAUGAGAUCACCUGCGUCCAAUGCUCCCCGGAUGGAAUGUACGCCUUCUGUGGUCAGUACCUCAACACCACGUCCAUCUUCCACCUGGGGACUGGGGACAAGCUAGCUACGGUCACGUCGGAGUUCUCCGGGGGAUUUGUCAAGUCCAUCUUGGUCCUGGACACCAUUCACCAGAUGGUGAUGAUCGAUAAUGAGGGGAGCCUGUCGGUGUGGAACACCAAAGAGAUCACCAACCCCAGACUGAUGGAAGAUUAUGACUGCCGGGGGGAUGAGAACGAGGUCGUAGGCAUUGAGCUGUCAGAAGACCAGCGCUCCAUCCUCAUCUGUAAAGACAAGAGCAUUGAGGUCCUGGACACCAAGUUGUGGAAGAUGGCAGAGAAGUUCAAGGCCAAGCAUGCUGAGCGAUUCGUGGCUGCAGUCCUCUCAAAAAAUGGCCAAAGUAUUGUGGCCUCCAUGGAGAACACGUCAUCCAUAUUUGUGUGGAGGAGAGACAGUGGGCAGUGCAUGGCCAGCCUGAUUGAGAUCUCUGGGGCCAUCGUCAAACUCAUCAAGUCCAUCCACCACAACCUGCUCCUGUCUGUGGCCAGCAGUGGAGUGCUAUCAGUCUGGGACAUUGACAUCAUUACAGCCAUGUCCAACAUUGACAAAACAGGCAAGAAGAUCCAGAGCUUACAGCUUUCUGGCAGGGAGGACUUUGUGUUUACCAUGGAUGGCUCUGAAGCCAUCCACAAGUGGAACUUCAGCACAGGCUUCAUAGAGACUGUCUUCAAGCAUGAGGGCUUGGUGGAAAACUGUGUCCUGACAUCCUCUGGGGAUCUCAUGGUGACGUCGGAUGACAAGUGCAGCCAGUACAUCUGGCACACGGCCACUGGCGAAAACAUCUUUCGCAUCAACGGACAGAAGAUAUCUCAGCUCCUGAUGACCCACAAUGACCAGUUUGUGGUUUCCCUCUGCGAACAGAACUGCUCCCGAGUCUGGAGGCUGGCCACUGGACACAAGGUGUGCAACAUCCUGGUGACCCUACAGAAUGCACUGAUCACCACCGCAAACACCUUCCUAGUGGGGAUCACAAAAAACAAGCUGCUCGCUGUUAGCCUCUGGUCAGGCAGUAUUUCCAAGAAGUUUGUCUGUGACGAUGGCAUUAGCAUUAUCAACUUCAAACUCAUUCCUGACUGCCCAGACUUUGUUGUCUUCAUCACAUCUACAGAGACUGUGUUUAUAUGGAGUGUGGCAGAUGAGUCUGUCUGCAGACGGGUCCAGCUGCCUACUAACUUCCUAAAAAAUCUGGAGGAGUUCCAAAUUUCACCAAAUGGGAAACUGGGCAUCAUCUCCAAAGGUGACGAGAACAUUAACGUGUUGGAUCUUCAUAGCGGGAAGCUGAGACUUGUCCACGCCGCCGGUAUCAUCUGGCGGCAGAAGCUGUCGAGGGACGGGCGCUACCUGGUCUAUGUCUGCUUCCGGAACAGUGAUGAGGAUGACGAGGUGGGCGUGGUGUCCAACCUGAUCGUGAUGCGUCUGGCAGAUGGAAAGAGCAUCGGGACAUGCUCCCUUUACAAGACGCCCACCUUCCUCUGCCUGUCCCAGCGAGCACUCAACAUCAUCAUUGGCUUCGAGGAUGGCAGCAUUGGCACCUAUACGGUGGUGGACAGGGUGGAUGCCGCGCUCAAGAUCAAGAUUGCCACAUCCAACAGUCGUCAGAUCGUCAACAAUGCCUCACAAAAGAUAAGGCCCAAGUGUGGCAACCACGCCUUCAAGACCAUUGCAGACUGCUUGUGGAGGGAGUCCACCGAGGUCUUCUCCAGGGAUAGCCCCAUCAACGUGUCUGACUCUGGGGAGGCUGAGACCACCAUCCCCACCAAAAAGAGCGAACUGUUGCAGUGAAAGUGGGAGAGAGGAGCAAUGGGCGAAGAUGCUAGGUAGGUGAGAUUGAGGUGGAUGUAUGAGGUUUCUCGGGGGGAUGCAGUUUACUCUUGUUUACAGCCACCUAAAUUAGCUGCAGAUGUCAGUCUUCUGGGUACGAACUGACUGCUACUAUAAUGCUGCACUCAAGUCAUGUAUGACAACCUUUAUGGUAUCGUUUUAGUUUUUUUCUUCACCUGAUGAAGUUGUUUUUAUGGUUUGAAAACUAGAAUAAAUAUAUAGAAAAUAUAUAUUUAAUAUAUUUAAUCUAUUGUUUUGCCAUUGUGUCCUUUUGCAUUUGAAGAACAAAGUUGAUAUUUACAUUUCUCUGUUUUACAUAUCCAAAGCCAUUCCAGUGAGCUUGAAUACUCUUCCUUAUACAUGCUUUUCUUUAGAAAUAUUAAUGUUUGUUCUCUUGGCUGCUGCUGCAUUUUGUGCAACUCCUUAAAAAAUAUAUGUUUUUCUUAAUGCAAUCAAAGUGAGUACCUGGAUUUUAAAAUGUAUUUCAUUUUCAUGCAGACUACUGAGAAUUACGAAGAUGCAGGGAAUUUGUAAACACAGUAUAUGCAGAGAUACAUAUACUAGCAUACAUAAUAAAUUUUAUUGAUUUGAAAUGAUCAAAGAAGAACAAUUAUUGAGAGUUAGGGUACUUUAGUGGCAGUGUUGAAUUUGAGGAGGAGAUUUAUAAACAGGUAUAAACAUCUAUUAACAGCUGGUCUAAGUCUUCUGGUUCAUGAAUGAUUUGUUUUUAAGCGGACACCGCUAUUGAGCAUAAUGUUGCAUCUUGCUAUAUGCAUCCAUGCCUUACAAAGUCUUCUAUUUUACAGCUGAGAGAGAGAGAGAGAGAGAGAGAGAGAGAGAGAGAGAGAGAGAGAGAGAGAGAGAGAGAUGAAAUUAAAAGAUAUCAUCAGUCAAGGAUGACUCAUCAGCACCCUAACGUUUUUGUUUUCCAUAAAACCUUUUAAGGGCUAUUCUGUCAAAUUGUAUGUUCACUUUUUUUCAGCAGUUGAGACGCUGGCCCAAAGGUAAAUUAAAGUAGCAGUAUUAAGUAUUUUAAGCAGUAUUAAGCUUUAGCAUAUUUCAUUGCUCUCAAAGCAAACAUUCUAUUUGCCAAAGUUCCGAUACUAGUUUGAUGUUUUGUUCUGUUGGCAAUGGUCCAUUUUGUAAGGCUUGUAUAACUUACAUCAUGACCGAAUUGUUUGAGUGCUUUACUGUGAUUAAGUUGAAGAAAUGUAUUAUCUUUGCUAAUGAAGACGUUUAAGUCCACUUAUAAUAUAUUGCCAGUUUAAGAGUAUAUUUGAAUGUGUCCAUAUGGAAGCCAGUAUAUGCUAUUAUUGUAUGUCAUGUAACUUGAAUUACUUUUAAAAACGUACAUGUUGGCGACACAAUUGACAUACUGGUAAUGAAUGUUUCUAGGGUAUUCUUUUUAUGGUCAGGACUGACUUACCUGUUUAGAGAUAUUUAUAUUUUCAUAAAUGUUGUACUUGCAUUUUGUUACAGAGUUGUUUAACUGGAGUUAUUCUAACAGAAAAAUAUAAACGUAUAUCUGAAGCAAUAUGAAAUAGUGUGUAUGCAUUGUUUGUACGGAACAUUUUAAUGUAAUAAAAUGGUUAACUUUUCGCCUCCA